CGUCAAAGUGAUCACGAUCAAUCAAACUAUGUUUAUUGCUAGGCAACUGGUUUCGAUUUAUUUACUAGAAUUUACUACUCGAAAGGCGAACUACGCGCAUCUAUUACUUAAUAUUUAUAUUUUCUAAUAAAUAUACAAUGGCGCCUCCUACGCCAAAUCCGCACGAUACUAUUCCAUACCAUCUAAUUAGAAGAGCAACGAAGAGAAGUGAACCAGGCUGCUACCAAUUACAUAGACCGUCCCAAUGUCGUCACAAGUUCCCCAUAACCAAGCGUCCCAUCCACAAAUGCGAGCUACCCCGCCGCGAAUUCACGAUGGUUCCGGAGGUGGGCGGGGGCUUUAGGAAGCUAGAAGUGCCAAGGGGAGAGAAAAACUACUAUCCUGCUGUUAUGCCUAAGAGCGAGUUUGAGCGACUAAAAGAGCAGGCUAGGGUGAUGACCCAGGAGGAGCAGAUCGCGGCCAUGCACGCUCAAGAAGCCGCCAUCCAGAAGGCGGCCAAGGAGUCCGAGAUGCGCAAAAGGAAUCUAAAGGAGAACCUCAAGCCUCAACCCGGGGCGGAGGCUGCGGCCGGACAGGCGGACCCUGAGUUAGAGGGGCCGGACCAGACGGCUCACACCCUCAGCAGGAACGAGAUGCUAAGAGCGGACAACAUGCAGGGUCCGCGUCUGUGUAACCGCGUCAUCUUGGCUUCCAAAGCCCACGCCAUUCGCGACGCGCAGAUCGUCGAGAAAGAACUCAUCAAGAAGGAACUCAUGGAUGAAGAGAGACGCCUAGACGCCAUAAUGGAAGAGAACCGCCAGGCGGCCGUGGCGCGCGCCGAGGCGGAGGAGGAGCGCCGCCACGGGCUCCGGCUGCAGAACCUGACGGCGCUCAAGGAACAGAUCAACUCCCAUGAGUUUGCCAAGGUAAUGGAAGCGGAACGCAUCGAAGAAGAGAGUAUCCGCGUGAACCAAUCCAACAUCGCCAUGCAGAUCGACGAAGCACAGAAGCUGAAAGAGAAACAUGGCCGACAGCGGCUGCUGAAGGAGAUACUCGACCAAGGCAACGCCGAGCUCCUCUACUUCAAGCAGCUCCAGAUGGAAGAGGAACGUAUAAACGAUCUUCGCGUCGCUAAUUUCUUGAAGCAGAAACAGGAGCGCGAGUCCAGGAACCGGGCGGAGGCCGAGGCCAUCAAGGCGGCCAAGCAGAAGGGCAUCGACCACAUCGCUAAAGCCCAGAAGGCUGAACAAGAGCUGAAAGAAGAAUUGGAACGCAUCCGCAACUUAAAGAUACAAGAGGACGUCGAGAGAGAAUACCGACGGAAAGAAAGGGACAACGCUAUACGGCGGAACAGAGAGAUGAAGAAUCUGCACCAAGCGCGUGAGCAACAGAUCCACGACAUCCACCGUCUCAUCGCGCGCGAGAUCGCCAAGGACGAGCAGAGCUUCAACAACGCUGCCCGACAGAACGAGGAGUUUUUGCAGAAGGAAAAGGAGCUUGAUAACAAACGCAAGGCGCGUAUUGAACAGCACCGCCAAGAGAUCAUGAAGCAAAUCAACGACAAGGAGCGCGCCAGGGCUGAACUGCGUGAGAAGAUCCACAACGAGGGCGUGGCUCUGAGGAUGGAGCAAGAACAACAAGACAAAUACGAGCGCAGAGUCAUCAAGGAGAAGGUGGCCGCUAUGAGACAGCAGAAGGUGGCCGAGAAAUACGUGAAGGAGGUCGAACAGACCCUCGGCCACUACGGAUACAAGGACCUGAGCUAAAACACCACC
Cydia strobilella is the source of this 1754-nucleotide messenger RNA. Its product is annotated as cilia- and flagella-associated protein 45-like. The record is from RefSeq and is a predicted model, not a curated record. The transcript is spliced from 13 exons. NCBI's taxonomy places the organism in Eukaryota, Metazoa, Arthropoda, Insecta, Lepidoptera, Tortricidae. Bases 138 to 1745 code for a protein of 535 amino acids.